Molecule: messenger RNA, 865 nt
Organism: Mesocricetus auratus (golden hamster)
Lineage: Eukaryota; Metazoa; Chordata; Mammalia; Rodentia; Cricetidae
Gene: Lkaaear1
Product: LKAAEAR motif containing 1
Exons: 3
Coding region: 147-791 (214 amino acids)
Source: RefSeq, a predicted model, not a curated record
GGUUGCUAGGGUUGACUUCCUUUCCCACUCUGGGCCAUUCCCCCUCUGUCACAUCUUCCCUGGGUUCCGCUCCCCACGUCUCUACCCAUGAGGAGAUAGGCCAGGAGGACAGAGGCUGAGCUUUCCCAGUGUACAUAGACUGGAGCAUGCCAUCCCAGGGAGUAAAGGGUGCGCGGGAGCGGGCCAAAAAGAGUGCACCUGGAGCUGGUGAGAAAGGCAAGAAGAAGGGCCAGGGGAAUACAGAGCCUCCGAAGCCAGGCUGGGCCUUGACUCAGGAGAAGCUGGCGGCCAUGCUCCCCACACAUCGCCGCCGCCACCUGCUCUUUGGAGACCUGCUCGACGACGUAGGCGCGGCCGGUUCCCUCUUUCCACGCGAGUCGGUGGAGGUAUCCUACUGCAUGCCCGACCCGCGUACCUGGACGCAGGCAUUGGAACUACCAGCUGUGCGUCAGAAUCGGCUUCUGGGUGUCCUCAAGGCCGCAGAGGCCCGCAGCCGAGUCCGCGCCCUGAGGUUGCGCUACACCCGAAUGCGGGCAGAGGAAAUCACGCUCCUGAUUCGGAGUCAGGGCUCCGCGCGCGCCGCCAUCCGACUGGAACUGUUUCUACCACCCCAACUGAAGCCCACGAAGAUCCCCGAUCCUCUGGACCGACAAGAGGUACGGGCAAACCUAAAGACCGGUGGGAGGUCCUGUGCCUCGCCACACGCUGGCCCCAGCCCCUUUUCUCCGCAGCGGAGGCGUGUUGAGACAAUCCUGGAAGAGGCGGUAGAUGGCACCAUCUUCCCGCGAUGACCGCGACCUUGGCCUACAGGGACUCCGGAUUACGGCGGCUUCCCACCUUCUCACAUAAAGUUCUCUUCGGAGGA